AUGUCAUCUGCCCUUCAGUGUCAUACAAUGAGAAAACAUGAGGAACCUAAACUUCAAUAUAAAGUUGCAGCGGGAGCUACAAAAGAAAUCCUGUUUUCAAUAUCUGUAUCACCAUCCCAUUAUCAUCAAGAUUCUAGGGUGCGCAAACAUAAAUGCCUGCUGUCCACAUGGACUGAAGACCCCAACAGCUAUAUAACCUGCAAAGUAACACUAUCUGUCUGGCCGAAUGGGCUGUUYUUUUAYAACUGCUCUUCCUAUAAAAUGGGACAACUUUCUGUGGUACAGCAAAGCAGCCACAUGGGUACGCAAAUAAGACUMAAAAAUAUUGGACCCAAAUCUCUAUAUUUAGUGAACUCCUCUUGCACGCCCGCGAUCUUGACACUGACCCAUACCAAUAAGUACAAACGUCUGUCAGAGGGAGAGGGUUGGACACUAGAUUUUCCUGCAUCUUGCGAUGGCCGCAUUGGUGUGAACUACAAAGGACAGUGUUUYGUAUCGGUAUUCCAUGUGUGUUUAAAAACUCAAACGUUAAUCGAGGAUAUCAAGUUUGAUUUCAUGGAUGGCGAAAUCAAAGAAUGCGAACAUCGAAAGAGCAUGUAUUCAGCUUAUCGUCAACAUUGGUUGGCUUCGCUUGUAGGAAUGAAUCAMUUGAGUACAGCYGCUUUGGUCGCAGUCAUAGUGAUGCUCAUACUGGCUAUGCUAUCAACAUUAGCUUUGAAGUUUCUACUCAUCUUAUAUCGCUAUGGGUCAAUUGAUCAAGCCAAGAACGAGUUUCAMCAAAGAUUUAAAGUGAUGUUUCAAAAUCAUGCAGACGACAAAAACUGAGUUACAUGUUCUUUAAUAAAUGUCAUGGAGGAGAAACAUUAAWAUAAGUCUGUAACUGUUUGCAGCGGCAAUAUAGUAAAACAGGGCUCA
Exaiptasia diaphana is the source of this 915-nucleotide messenger RNA. RefSeq lists its product as uncharacterized. The record is from RefSeq and is a predicted model, not a curated record. NCBI's taxonomy places the organism in Eukaryota, Metazoa, Cnidaria, Anthozoa, Actiniaria, Aiptasiidae. Bases 1 to 825 code for a protein of 274 amino acids. The transcript is spliced from 7 exons.